AAGGAUGAGAGUGGAAUCUACAACAACAUGAAAAAAAGUGAAAAAAAAAACACUGUUGUAACAAAAGGAGGUCAGAGAAAGAAAGAGAGAGAUAGAGAGAGGUUGUCUGUUUCAGCUUUUCAACAACACAACACAACACAUUGUUUUUCUGUGUAGAUCCCACACAACACAACCCAAAGCAAGCGAAGGCAAAGCAGUAGUGGUCAGCAUCAGAGCCCCACAAACGGUAUAGGAAUAUCUGUCUCUGCUGAAUUCAACUGAAGUGGAGAACACUAAGAAUGCUAAAGAGCAAUGAGGAACCUUCCAAUCUCAGUCUCAGGAAGCCACCCUUGAAGCGCAGCAAGACUAUUGCCAAUCCCAGGCACACAACCUCUGUCUCUGUAACUUCUAAUACUCCCCAUUUUCCUGUCUCUGUCUCUGAUUCUGACGAGCAAUGGAACUACCCUUCUUUCCUUCGCACCACCACCAAGAAAAAAAAACCAUCUUUCAAACCUUCCAACACCCACAACCUCAACCUUCCCAAACCCUCACUCGUUCCACCGCCGCCACCUAUUCCUGCUCCUCCUCCUCCUUCUUCCUCCUCGCCACCUCGUUCCCAACACACCAUAACUCAAUACUACAACCUCUCUCCGAUCUUGUAUCUGCUUGUUAUUACUUCUAUUGUUUUUGUUCCCCAUUCCGCUUAUCUACAAUAUAGGCUCAGAAAAUUGGAGAAUGAGAAACUUCACCUGUGCUGCGAAAUAGAUUUUUGUCCUGACAAUAGAAAGACAUCUAUCGGAAAAGGCGAUGGUUCAUUUUCUUAUGUCCCGAACACUGACAGUAGAACAGUUGCUUUGUAUAUUGUGGUGGUCAUCCUCAUUUUGCCCUUUGUGUUGUACAAAUAUCUUGAUUAUCUUCCUCAUAUAAUAAAUUGCUUGAGGAGAACAAAUGAUAACAAGGAGGAUGUACCAUUGAAGAAGAGAGUUGCUUAUAUGGUAGAUGUAUUUUUCUCCAUAUAUCCUUACGCAAAGCUACUUGCCCUUCUCUUCGCAACUCUAUUUCUUAUAGGAUUUGGUGGUUUAGCUUUGUAUGCUGUGACUGGCGGUAGCUUUGCUGAAGCUCUUUGGCAUUCUUGGACUUAUGUAGCCGACUCAGGAAAUCAUGCUGAAACUGAAGGAACCGGACAGAGGAUUGUCUCUGUCUCAAUUAGUUCAGGUGGUAUGCUGAUAUUUGCUAUGAUGCUUGGACUUGUGUCAGAUGCUAUAUCAGAAAAGGUAGAUUCUCUCAGAAAAGGGAAGAGUGAAGUGAUUGAAAAGAACCACAUACUCAUUCUUGGGUGGAGUGACAAAUUGGGUUCACUUCUGAAGCAGCUAGCAAUAGCAAAUAAGAGUGUUGGUGGUGGUGUUAUAGUAGUGCUUGCAGAAAAAGAAAAGGAGGAAAUGGAAAUGGAUAUAGCAAAGCUUGAAUUUGAUUUCAUGGGGACAUCCGUGAUUUGUAGAAGUGGCAGUCCUCUUAUACUGGCUGACCUAAAGAAGGUUUCAGUUUCUAAGGCACGUGCAAUUAUUGUAUUAGCUUCAGAUGAAAAUGCAGAUCAGAGUGAUGCACGUGCUUUGAGAGUUGUUCUUAGCCUAACAGGCGUAAGGGAGGGCUUAGGGGGUCAUGUUGUUGUGGAGAUGAGUGACCUUGACAAUGAACCUCUAGUGAAACUUGUUGGCGGAGAACUCAUUGAAACAGUUGUUGCACAUGAUGUAAUUGGGCGUUUGAUGAUUCAAUGUGCUCUACAGCCUGGCCUUGCACAGAUAUGGGAGGAUAUUUUGGGAUUUGAGAAUGCCGAGUUUUACAUCAAAAGGUGGCCUCAAUUGGAUGGUCUCUUUUUCAAAGAUGUAUUAAUUUCAUUUCCUGAUGCAAUACCUUGUGGAGUUAAGGUUGCUGCUGAUGGGGGAAAGAUUAUCAUCAAUCCAGAUGAUAGUUAUGUUCUGAGAGAUGGGGAUGAAGUCCUUGUCAUAGCUGAGGAUGACGACACUUAUGCUCCAGGUCCUCUUCCAGAGGUAUGUAAGGGACUUUGCCCGAGGAUACGUGAUCCACCUAAAUUUCCAGAGAAGAUACUAUUUUGUGGCUGGCGCCGUGAUAUUGAUGAUAUGAUCAUGGUUUUAGAGGCACUCUUGGCUCCUGGUUCAGAGCUUUGGAUGUUCAACGAGGUCCCCGAAAAGGAAAGAGAGAAGAAGCUUGUUGAUGGUGGACUUGAUGUUUCUGAGCUAGAAAACAUAAAACUUGUCCAUAGGGAGGGGAAUGCUGUAAUUAGGCGGCACCUGGAGGGUCUUCCACUGGAGACUUUUGAUUCUAUCCUUAUUCUUGCAGAUGAGUCAGUGGAGGACUCUGUUGCUCACUCUGACUCAAGGUCUCUAGCUACCCUUCUACUCAUUCGUGACAUACAGUCAAGACGCCUCCCAUACAAAGACACGAAGUCAACUUCUCUGAGGUUAUCUGGGUUCUCUCACAACUCUUGGAUCCGUGAAAUGCAGCAAGCUUCUGAUAGAUCAAUUAUAAUUAGUGAAAUUUUGGAUUCUAGGACUAGAAAUCUAGUGUCUGUCUCCAGAAUCAGUGAUUAUGUGUUAUCUAAUGAGCUGGUUAGCAUGGCACUAGCAAUGGUAGCCGAAGACAAGCAAAUCAACCGAGUUCUAGAGGAAUUAUUUGCAGAGGAGGGAAACGAGAUGUGUAUCAAACCAGCAGAGUUCUAUUUAUUUGACCAGGAAGAACUGUGCUUUUACGAUAUAAUGAUUAGGGGUCGAACAAGAAAGGAGAUUGUUAUCGGCUAUCGCUUGGCUAACCAAGAUCGAGCCAUUAUCAACCCUUCAGAAAAGUCAGAGCCAAGAAAAUGGUCCCUUGGUGAUGUUUUUGUUGUUGUUGCCAAAGGAGAUUGAUUUUUUUCCUUUAUGCCGUGAUGAAGAUGAUGAUUGUUAUUCAUUUCAAACUAGCUGGGAACUUGGAGGCUCCUAAAAGUUGAAGGACCUGAGAUUUUGCCCGUCAAAAGAUUCUUCUAGAUUUUGGUUAAUCUCUUUAUUUGAUGUGGAAUUAUGUUUAUAACAUCACUGCAACUUGUAAAAUAAUGUCUCAUAUAGGUAACUGAGAAGGAGUUAAAGUGUAGAGUAACUCUUUAACAUAUAUGUAGAAACUAUGAUGAACUCAUUGUUCAAUGAUAAAAAAAGAGAUUUUUCUGUAA
Messenger RNA from Vigna angularis (adzuki bean), 3199 nucleotides. RefSeq names its product probable ion channel SYM8. The record is from RefSeq and is a predicted model, not a curated record. The transcript is spliced from 12 exons. NCBI's taxonomy places the organism in Eukaryota, Viridiplantae, Streptophyta, Magnoliopsida, Fabales, Fabaceae. Gene Ontology annotation, biological process: monoatomic ion transport. Bases 279 to 2900 code for a protein of 873 amino acids.